AUGGCCACCAAACUUGUGGAUCUGGUGUAUUGGCGGAACAUGAGGAAGACUGGUGUGCUGUUCACGGGGCUGGUGAUCGGUCUGGCCAGCCUGUUCCAGCUCAGUGCCAUCACAGUGCUCUCCCACAUCUGUCUGGGUGUCAUGUGCUUCACCUUCCCUCUUCGCCUCUACUAUAAGCUGCUGGAGCUUCUGCGCUGGAACCCCGGGUUACACCCUUUCCAGUCGUUUCUGGAUUACGACAGCUCUCUGACAGAUAAGGACACGGUGAUGCUGGUAGAGGAGCUGGUGCUGCUGAUUGCAUUUGCCGUUACAGAGAUCAAACGCCUCCUUUUCAUCCACAGCUUGAUUGACUCUAUUAAGUUUGUUGUUCUGCUGUACCUGUUGACCUACGUCGGUGUCCUAGCCAACGGACUGACUCUGGUCAUAACUGCUGUGAUUGCUGUUUUCUCCCUUCCACUGUUGUACAAAAAGCAGCAGAUGCGGAUAAGGAGGAUUGUUAGAACAGUCAAAGCUUCUGUAAAGAGAAUCAAAAACCUGUGCCUUAGUCUGUCUAAUUUAACGAGACCCUCUCCUGUCCCGAAAGCAGCAACUGCAACUGGACCUGUCCCCAAACAGAAAGCCAAGUCAAAGUAA
This is a messenger RNA of Xiphias gladius (swordfish), 633 nucleotides long. RefSeq names its product reticulon 2b (gene rtn2b). The transcript has 7 exons. NCBI's taxonomy places the organism in Eukaryota, Metazoa, Chordata, Actinopteri, Istiophoriformes, Xiphiidae. The record is from RefSeq and is a predicted model, not a curated record. The coding region runs from base 1 to 633 and encodes 210 amino acids.